This is a messenger RNA of Chiloscyllium plagiosum (whitespotted bambooshark), 4907 nucleotides long. The record is from RefSeq and is a predicted model, not a curated record. Lineage: Eukaryota; Metazoa; Chordata; Chondrichthyes; Orectolobiformes; Hemiscylliidae.
AUGAAAACAUGUUUUAUGGCUCUGUUAAAAGCAACUAAAGAAACAAGAGACUCAGUGAUGGUUUGGCAGAUGAUCCUAUGGGACUGGGACUUGAAACAAUGGUUCAGAAAUUAUCAAUAUCAGAAUUUGAGUAGUGGUUAUGGAUUGGAUCCUGCUGUUAUGGGUGAGGCGCAAAGCCUGGUUACAGAUCUUCUCGCUGACCCAUCCCUCCCUUCGAACAUCACCACAUCCCUGCGAACCAUCAACAGCCUGAUUGCAUCCCAACUCACAUUCUCUAAUACACAUAGACCAAGAGUGAAUCCACUUACAUCAUUUUCUGAGUCUUACUCCUGUUCAGAAAUGGAGGACUUAUCAGAUAAAGGGGAAAAAAUAUUUCCAAAGCGUUUAAGACGAAGUUUACCAACUGGACAGCUUAGAAGAAACACAGGAUCAUGGACAACCACCACAUCAGCUACUGGUUUGCCAACAAUGGAACCUGCUCCUCUUAGAUGGGACCGAAGCAAUGGAAUGAGACCCCAUCCAGAGAGUGGGUCAGUGAGUACUUUAAAUGCAGGUUCACAGGCAAAUGGGCCUUCCAGUUCAAACCUGUUGACAAUUCCCAAAUCUCGGUCUGCAUCCCUAUCUUUAACAUCUCAUCAUGUUGGACCCAGACGGGCAGGUAUUUCUCCUAGCCUCAGUCCUGUGAAUUCCCCAAUUCAUGGUCCUGGGUCAAUAACGGGUUUCAACCGCUCACCGGUGGAAUUUCCUGAUACAGCUGACAUACUGACCAAACCCAGAGUGACUCUUCAUAAACCUAUUGGAUAUACACUCAGUUCUCCAGAUUUUCAGCAAUCUUUUAGAAUGUCCAGUAGUGCUGUCUGCAGCAGUUGUGGACGAAAUAUGCUUAGACCUGUACAAAAUAUAGAUUCAGGAGACAGCAGUUUGCAGUCAGUUGCAGAAUCGCCCUGCACCAAAAGACAAGAUGAAGGUACAGCUCCUGACAAUGGAUUUAAGGAUGAACACAUAUCUGGAGUUGACAAAAGGGAACAAUUAGAAAAUGAAGGAUCCAUGAAAUUUACUGGUAUUGAGGACCAGCAGAUGCAAGCACAAAAUAAUCAGUCUGGGCUGCCAGAACUUUCAGUUGAGCUGAUCGAAGGACAAGGCACUGACCUAUGCAUGGAAAAGCUAAAUAAUUGGAAUUUUCCCAUUUUUGAACUUGUGGAGAUGACAGGUGGACAAUCUGGAAGAAUUCUUAGUCAGGUCAUUUACUCCCUGUUUCUUGAUACUGGCUUAUUUGAUCUCUUUAAAAUCCCUGUUCGGGAAUUUAUAAGCUACUUUCGUGCACUGGAAAAUGGUUACCGUGACAUUCCAUACCACAAUCGUGUCCAUGCCACUGAUGUGCUUCAUGCUGUUUGGUACUUAACUACUCGACCUAUUCCAGGAUUCCAGCAAAUAAACAGUGAUCACAUCAUGGGAAGUGAUACAGAUUCUGAUAGUGGAAUAUCACCAGGCCGGGUUGCCUACAUGUGCUCCAGAAGUUGUGCCAUUUCUGAUGAUAGCUAUAACUGUCUUGCAUCAAACAUCCCAGCUCUGGAGUUAAUGGCACUUUAUGUUGCAGCUGCCAUGCAUGAUUAUGAUCAUCCUGGACGUACAAAUGCAUUUUUAGUAGCAACAAAUGCACCUCAAGCUGUCCUUUAUAAUGACAGAUCCGUCUUAGAGAAUCACCAUUCUGCCGCUGCAUGGAACUUGUUUAUGUCCCGUUCAGAGUUCAACUUCUUGGCAAAUCUGGAUCAUGUUGAGUUCAAACGUUUUCGUUUCUUGGUGAUCGAAGCAAUCCUUGCUACUGAUUUGAAAAAGCAUUUUGACUUCCUUGCUGAGUUUAAUGCAAAGGUAAACGAAGUCAAUAAUCCAGGAAUUGAUUGGACCAAUGAGAAUGAUCGUCUGUUAGUAUGCCAGGUGUGCAUAAAACUGGCCGAUAUCAAUGGCCCCGCAAAGAUGAGGGAGUUGCAUCUGCAAUGGACAGAAGGCAUUGUCAAUGAAUUCUAUGAACAGGGAGAUGAAGAAGCAAGUCUUGGGUUACCCAUUAGUCCUUUCAUGGAUCGGUCUUCACCUCAGCUAGCAAAGCUGCAGGAAUCUUUCAUUACACACAUUGUAGGUCCUCUGUGUAAUUCCUAUGCUGCUGCAGGAUUACUACCAGGUCAGUGGGUGGAUGAUGAUGAUACUGAUCCGGAAUGUGGUGAGGAUGAUGAGGCAGAAGAUUUAGAAACUGAAGAUGAAAUAGAUGAUGAGGACCUUGAUCUUUCAACAAGGCAGGGAAGGAAAAGAAAAGGAAGGCGGAGAAUCUUCUGUCCGAUUAUGCAUCACCUAACAGAAAAUCAUAACCUGUGGAAGAAAGUCAUUGAAGAGGAGGAACAUGAACAGCAAUGCAAGUCAGAGUUAAAUAUACAACAAACAGAUAACUCAUCUUUACCUCAAACUUCAGAUGAAAUCCAGGUAAUUGAAGAAGCAGAUGAAGAGGAAGAGAGACCACAAGGGGAGGAGAGACAGUGCUGAGAAGAGAAGAUGCAGUGCUAAUUAAUCAACAUAUUAAAGCCUCACUCUGCUGACACCAGAGACUGAUAUACUUGUUAAAAGGCCUUAAUACUGUGAGAGGAUUCUAGCACUCAGCAGAAUCCCACUCCUAUAUGCACUUUCACCCAUGGAAAGAUUCGUGUAUACCAUGGAACAAAGCCCUUGUGCCCUGUGGUGUCCAAAUGUUUUCAUGUUGAUGCUGCCUUUCAGAAUGAAGAGUGCUCAAUUUCCAUGUGGUACUGGAGGAUGUUGCAAAACUUCAGCUUAGCAACUGCUGUUACCAAAGUGAACUACAAGUUUACUGUAUUCCGUUAGUAAGGAGGAAGGUGGACUUUAGGCAUGUAUCAGAUGUCCAGCAUCUAUAUCAGGUGGACUUGAAAAUUGUGGAUUGUAUCUGUAGCAAUUCAGAAUGGAGCACUGCAGUAAAGAGCCUUGUUGUAAGGGCCCCUGAUUUUUUUUUCUCUGAAAGUAUCUGCUUUUAUGCGGGUAAAAUUCUUGUAGAAUCUUUGUCUCAUUAUUUGACUGCAGAAGAGAAUGUCAGUGACUAAAAAUUCUAGCUGCAUCAUUUUUUUUGAUGCUUUUUAAUGUACAAUUUGCCUUGUUGGAUUUUGCCUUUCUUGUGCUGGAAGUAGCCAGGAAUGCACAGUGGCCAAGCAUUUCAGUUUGCCCGAACAUAACUGUUCUGUAAUAGAACAGAAGAGUAAUGUUAAUGAUGAAGGGAUUUUUAAUAUUAUAGUUCUUUUCUCACUGCAACUCAGGAUCCAUGCUAAAAUACAUGAAACAAUGCCAUUGAAGUUAUGCAGGUUGAAAGAGAAAAAACAAUUGACAUAAUUAACAUGUUAUUUUGAAUCUAAUUUUGUUUGGGAAAUUCAACUGGUCUUUCAUGUCACGUACCAUACACAGACCUCCUCACUUAUGUAUCCACAUUGCUAAUAAUAUGCAUUGGUUAUUGCACAUCUUGAGGCUGAAAGGUUACUGUGUAUUCCAUUCAGUAUACCUUGAAAAUAGUAAAAUACUUGCCAAUAUGAUUUCAAUAUGUUGGAUUUUGUCAUAUCGUAUAGUAUGUAGUUCUAUUUUUUCACAGUAGAAACUCUAGACAUUCCACAAGGGCAUCGUACCUAUUCAUAACUAUUUAUCUGCAAAUUCAUCCAGUGUAAAAAUGGUUGCAAAGAAGAUGCAUGUACAGCUCUUACACAAUAUUUGUAAGUUAGUUUAGGCUGCAGGUAUGUAAUUUUCUUAUGCAGACUGUACAAAUAGCUACUGGAAUGGUUGUGCACAUUUUUAAUACCAAACAAGUGUUUUUAGUUAUGCACAGACUGAUGCCUACAUUAUAAAAAAGAUUAAUUCAUCUGAAAAUGUUUGUAUUAAUAAUAGAUUGUAUCAAAAUGCAUUUUAUAUACCUUUACGGAUGAUGCGAGUAGUGGGUCUGUAAAUAGCACGAGAUUUCAACUCAUCACUGUCAGCAGGAAUAAGGUUUUUGAUAGCCAUGGGAGCAUUUUCUCACUCCUUAAUUUCUGCACCAAUGUGUUUGUGUGCCUUUUCUCAGCCACUUAGAAUAUUAACGCACUCAACCUCAAAUUGUCAUAUUGGUCAUAAAGUGAAUGCCAAGCUCUUUGUCCUAUUGUCUGUAAUAGAUCAGAAAUCUUAAGUCAGUGUGCCAGUAAUAUGCAUAACACAUCACAGUAAACCACCCCAGGGACUAAUAAUAUUGAUAAAACAAGGGGGAGGCGGAAAUAUAGAGGUACUAUACUUGAUUGAUAAAGGAAGGAAACGUUAAGCAAACUGAAUGCUCCAACUAUGGUUGUCAGAUCUUUUAUAAGCUGUGCACUAAAUGUUAAAAAUAUGAACACAUCCCAACAGCACAUACUGUAUGUAAUUUAUUCCAUUAAAAUCCUUGUUUAUUUUGUGUGUAUGUGUAUAUAUGUUAAUAUAUACGCAUUUUAUAUAUAUAUGUUAUAUAUAAAAAAGCACACAUUUGUUUUGUCAUGUCCAAAAUUAGUAGCAUUGUCUGUCUGACAGACAACCUUGGUGUUUAAACAUUUUGCAUCUUGAUUGUGUUUAAAUACUUAUUUUUUUAAAAUGUGACUCGGCAAACACGUUUGUUUUUCAGACAAUAGUACAGAAAACUGCUACAUCUUCUGUUUUGUAUUUAUCAGUAGUUAGGGCAAUCUACUUGCUCUAUAAAUUAGUAUAUAAUUUUUAUAAUUGUUUUCAGUGGAUUUUUAAAAUACUGCCUACCAAGUGGUUAACCUACAGCAUUUUUAAGCAAACAGUAAUAUGGUACAUUUUGCGUCAAUUUCUUGCCUUGUGUUUGCUCAAGUUGUUCUCGCUCUGGAAAUAUAUUUUUUUUAACUCUG